AUGGAGAACCUCUCUGAUGUUGAACAACCAGUUCCUAUUGCCGUAGAAUAUAUUGGAAUGACAAAUACAUUAAACUUCACCUACAGUCCAGAAUUAGUCUCAGAUAUAGUUAUUUCAAAUGCAGACACUUUACGAUUAACUCGUUUUGUAGUUCAAAAGAUACUGGUUCCUAUUAUUGUGAUUAUUGGGUUAUCUGGUAACCUUGUGAGCAUUGCAGUGUUGACAAAUCCGUCAAUGAAAUCAUCAACAAAUUGUUAUUUGACGUUUUUAGCAGUUUUUGACAGUUUAUAUUUGAUCACUAGUUUUACAUUAAGUUUCAAUCAUUACGAAACAAUUAAAGAUGAAUAUAUUUUUAAGCAUUGGUAUCCAUAUGGACGUGUUUUAUCGGACAUGUGGUCAAAUGCUUCAGUAAUUUUGACUGUGACGUUUACUGUUGAACGAUAUAUUGCUGUGUGUCACCCAAUGAGAGGUCGGGUUAUUUGCACACCAAAAAGAGCCAAAAUAAUUGCUAUUGUGAUGGCAUUAUGUGCACUUGCGUGUACCAUUCCCGAAUUUUUCGAAUGGAAGUUAGUUUACGAGAAAGAAGACAAUGUGACUAUUGUUCGAGUAGAUACAACAGAAUUCGCUAAACAGGAAUCAUAUAGUAUCGGUUAUUAUUAUUUCCUUGCUUUUAUGUUUACCUUCAUACCCUUGAUAGCACUGUGUAGCUUCAACUCCAUUUUAAUUAGGUCCGUGUGCAGAGCCAAUGAGAUAAGGAAAGUAAUGACACAUACAAUUGCCACGAGAUCUGGUGACCGACGGCAGUGGGAACAACACAAAACAACAUUAAUGCUUAUAGGCGUCGCUGUUGUUUUUAUCAUUUGUCAACUUCCGUCAGCUACUCUUAUUAUAUAUAACACGUAUUUAGACGCAGCUGAUGUCAGCCUGAACAGACACGAGAUUAAUAAUUUACGUAUUGCUGGCAACGUUUCCAAUACAUUGAUUCAGUUCAAUGCUGCGAUGAAUUUUAUAUUAUAUUCUGUGAUGAGCACAAAAUUCAGGAGAGUAUUUUUUAGAAUGGUUUAUAGAAUAAUGCCAGGAAGGAAAAGAGAAAAUCGAUAUUACAGAGAAGCUACAUAUUUAACGGGUGUUUCCUUUUCUAAAAAUACGACUGCUCAACAAAUUAUUCGGUAUAAUGGAUUUCCCCCUUUGAAAAAGAAUAUUUCAAAUAACGUAUAUCGGCAACGUUUUACAGACAUUCCGUCGCCGAAUAGAAGUCCAUACCAAAGUAGAGACAAUCUAAACAAAUCAUCGGAUUCAAUUGUGUUAAAAGAAAGAAUACUCAUGAAAAACGGAGACGUAAACACUAGUUCUGGGACUAGUGUUUAA
Messenger RNA from Mytilus californianus (California mussel), 1368 nucleotides. RefSeq names its product FMRFamide receptor-like. The transcript has a single exon. Gene Ontology annotation, biological process: G protein-coupled receptor signaling pathway. The record is from RefSeq and is a predicted model, not a curated record. Gene Ontology annotation, cellular component: membrane. The coding region runs from base 1 to 1368 and encodes 455 amino acids. Gene Ontology annotation, molecular function: G protein-coupled receptor activity. Lineage: Eukaryota; Metazoa; Mollusca; Bivalvia; Mytilida; Mytilidae.